Molecule: messenger RNA, 1050 nt
Organism: Mytilus trossulus (common blue mussel)
Lineage: Eukaryota; Metazoa; Mollusca; Bivalvia; Mytilida; Mytilidae
Product: DNA polymerase III PolC-type-like
Exons: 1
Coding region: 1-1050 (349 amino acids)
Biological process (GO): DNA catabolic process
Cellular component (GO): cytoplasm
Molecular function (GO): nucleic acid binding; 3'-5'-DNA exonuclease activity
Source: RefSeq, a predicted model, not a curated record
AUGCAUUCGAGCUAUUGUAAUUCCAAAGAAUUUAAGAAAAAGAAAUUAGAUAAAAAGCGUUUAGCUAGAAAUGAAAAUAAUGUUCUAGAGAUACGAGAAGGGGAUACUUACAAAACAGAAAUUGAUAUGCUUUGUCAAAACAUGCAGGAAACAGACGUUAUAUCCAAUCCUUUGAUUAUAGAAGAGCUGACUCAUGUCCAACAUAUCCAACCUUCUAUUCCAUGUGUUUAUUUCGACCUGGAAACAACUUCAUUAUCUCUGAACUGUGACAUUGUUCAAAUUUCAGCCAUAAACGAUAUGAAUGAAUUUGAUCAAUAUAUUACCCCUUCUUCAGGGAUAAGAAAAUAUGCCUCUGAAGUAACUGGAUUGUCUAUGUGUAACAACAUACUAUGUUACAAUGGCCGUAAAGUCAACUCAUGUUCACCACAACAAGGUUUACAGAAUUUUAUCAUUUGGUUACAGGAAACGAUACCAGAAAAAUGCAUGUUGAUCGGACAUAACGCAAAAAUUUUCGAUGCACCAAGAUUAGUUCUCUGUUUACAGAAAUUUCAAUUAUACUCAUCGUUUGAGGAAAAGGUUCUUGGUUUCAUUGACACACUACCUUUCUUUCGGAAUCAGUAUCCAGAUUUAAAAUCACAUAAGCAAGAAGUACUUGUAACUACCUUCUUAAAAAAAAAAUACAGUGCCCAUAAUGCAUCCGCUGAUGUUCAAAUGUUGAAAGAAUUAGUUGAAUUUACCAAAUGUAGCAUCACUGAGCUAAGUCCAUACUCAUUUACCACCACUUCGUGUGCUCUUUGCCUAAAACAAAGCACGGUAGCCAAGGCAAGACUGUUUACCUUAAAGCCUUACACAGAGAGAAACGUGAUUUCAGCAGCAAUGGCAAAAAAGAUAUCGGAUAGUGGUCUCGAUUUAUUCCAACUGCAAUUGGCCAAAAGAAGAGAUACAGACAAUGGCAUUAGACUAGUGCUGGCUGAGAAAAACACAUACGGAAAACCUCGUGUAACUGCCUGCAAAAGGGUAGCUACAAAGAUUUCAGAUUACCUGAAUUAA